Molecule: messenger RNA, 1297 nt
Organism: Neocloeon triangulifer
Lineage: Eukaryota; Metazoa; Arthropoda; Insecta; Ephemeroptera; Baetidae
Product: ankyrin repeat domain-containing protein 39-like
Exons: 6
Coding region: 145-921 (258 amino acids)
Molecular function (GO): protein binding
Source: RefSeq, a predicted model, not a curated record
CGCCGCUCCUACUGGCUUAGGAGGCGAAAUCCAAUAUCUCUGGACGCUGCACAAAGACUUCCCUGAACCGGAACCAGACCCUGACUUAAAUCAUCACUGACUAGAGCAGAAUUCAGUUAUCUGCGCAACAUAUCUGCUGAAAGAAUGGCUGCAGUUAUUACAAGCUACGUACUUGUGAAAGGUUCGGUUCAUGGAUCCGACUGCACCGUUUUUGGUCUCGAGCCUCAGGACGAAGAGCAGCUCCUCUCCCAAUACCAGUCCGGAGGAAAUGUCAUGAAUGGAAAAAUUGUGAAAGGAUCCACGAUUUCCAUCCUCAAUUUAUUGGCACGCCUUGGCUUCAAAGUUAUCAGCAGCACCGGUGAGACAGACACCACUUGGACCCUUGAAGUUCGAAGGACAGUUCCUCCUCAGCAUCCUACUUUGACAGUCACCUCUUCAAAGAAAUUAUUAACUAUGACUUCUCACAAGCACCAUAAUUGCCUUGAACAUGCACCUGCUCAAUCAACUUUACAUCAAUCACUUGACGAAAUGGAUUUUGAAAGAGGAAUUUGGCCUGCUGCUCUUGAUGGGGAUUUGAAAAUGAUUGAAGAUUUUUUGCUGAAGGAUAGCAGUUGGGUGAAUCGGCCUGAUGCAGCCGGCUACACAGCACUCCAUUAUGCCGCUAAGGCAGGCCAUUUAAGCGUCUGCGAAAAGCUCCUUAUUUCUGGGGCCAAUGUAGAUGCUACAACUAAAGCUGGUCUGGCAACACCUCUGCAAAGAGCGGCCAUGUGUGGAAAAUAUGAUGUGUGCCAGCUGCUAUUGAGCCGAGGGGCAGACGUCAAUAAGAGGGAUGUGGACGGGAAAACUGCCCUGUCAAGAGCAAAAUCAAAUUGCCAUCCAAUUGUAGCAGAACUUUUGAUUGAGUGUGGUGCAGUGCUUUGAAUCACUUUACUUUUGCUUGCUUCACUUUUUCAUUUACUCUUACUUUUAUGUUUGUCAUUUCGGGAAAAUUAGCUGCAGUGCAACAGAUGGUUGAGUGUAAAUAUAUGUCCGAGCAAUAUGUAGAUUCAACAUAAUGAAUUGAGUGCAGGCCCUGCAUUUUAAAAUAUAGUUAAAACAAUGAAGGUGAGAAAUAAAAUUAUGAAAUGUAUUUUCAAGUUCGCUUCGUAGAAUAGAAUUAAUCUUAGAGAAACUAAAUUUUUCUUGCCAGCUAACUUUGUCAGUGCAAAAAGUAGAAAUAAAUCAAUCUAAUUGAUUCUUGCAGAAUGUGAUUGUUAAUUUAUAAAUUACCUUCCAACCAAUAAUUGAAUUAUCCAUC